This is a messenger RNA of Anopheles nili, 1439 nucleotides long. Its product is annotated as CCA tRNA nucleotidyltransferase 1, mitochondrial. Gene Ontology annotation, biological process: RNA processing. The coding region runs from base 1 to 1392 and encodes 463 amino acids. The transcript is spliced from 5 exons. NCBI's taxonomy places the organism in Eukaryota, Metazoa, Arthropoda, Insecta, Diptera, Culicidae. The record is from RefSeq and is a predicted model, not a curated record. Gene Ontology annotation, molecular function: nucleotidyltransferase activity; RNA binding.
AUGUUGGCAUUUCGGCCGAUUAGUCGAAAUAAUUUCAACUACGUUUUGCGUCGUUACAGCACAUUCAAUACUAGCAGAUACGAAGACUUCGUUGCACAACGCAGGAUGGAAGCACGUGCAAUCGCUCGUCCCGAUCCUGUUAUUAAAAUCAUCGACAGCCCUGAGUUCCGUUCGAUAUUCACACAGGAAUUGAAUGAUUUAAUUGCACUGUUUAAACGGUACAAUUAUGAAAUCCGCAUUGCUGGCGGUGCAGUUAGAGACAUCCUUAUGAAUAUAAAUCCAAAAGAUGUAGAUAUUGCCACUACCGCUACUCCAACAGAAAUGAAAGAGAUCUUCACAAAAGAAAAUAUUCGGAUGGUGAACAUGAACGGCGAAAAACAUGGCACAAUUACUCCUCGGAUAAAUGACAAAGAAAACUUUGAAAUAACAACUCUCCGCAUUGAUGCAGUUACUGAUGGACGACACGCUGAAGUCAUUCACACUACAGACUGGUUGCUGGAUGCCAACAGAAGGGAUUUGACCAUCAAUUCAAUGUUCUUAGGCUUCGAUGGUACAUUAUACGAUUACUUUUAUGGCUAUGAAGAUGUGCUUAAAAGAAAGGUGGCGUUUGUGGGUGACCCUGACUUACGCAUCAAAGAGGAUUAUCUUCGCAUAUUACGUUAUUUUCGCUUCUACGGUCGUAUAUCUGCGGAACCCAACUGCCAUGAUGAAGAAACGUUACGCGUUAUAACGAAAAAUGCACCUGGAAUGGCAAAAAUUAGCGGAGAGCGAAUUUGGCAAGAAUGGAAAAAGAUUCUGUCUGGAAAUUUUGGCAUCGAGCUAACGGAAACAAUGGUUAAAUGUCAAUUAGCUCCUUACAUCGGUUUGCCAGCUUCACCUAACGUUGACGAGCUUAUACGGGUUUCGAAACUGGUUGCAGCCAUUGAUUCAAAUCUGCAACCCAUCACUGUUUUGUCAGCUUUACUCAACUCGCCGGAAGAUGCUGUUAAUCUAAACAUGCGCCUCAAAUUUACUGUCUACGAACGUGAGUUGUGCUAUUUUUUGACACAAAAUCGUGAUGAAACCGAACACAUUGACGAACUAUUGCCUUUUCAGCAGCUUUGCCUUCAAACCAUAGGCAACGUCAAGCUUAAAAAGGAACACGUCCUAGAAUUACUAAAGUACCACGGCAAGCGGAAUCUAUACCAACAACUGAAGUAUUGGUCUAUCCCACUUUUUCCUAUCAAAGGAAUCGUAUUAAUAGCAAAUGGAGCUCCCAAAGGUCCUAAAUUAGGCAUAGUCAUGGAUAAAUUGAAAAUCAUCUGGUCCAACAACCAGUAUAGCAUGACCGAAGAACAGCUUCUAAAGCAUUUACCUGCUGUGCUAGAGGAAGUACAAUCCCAGAAAAAAUAAAGUUACAUAUUUCAUUAAUAUUCGAUGUAAUUAAUUUUAUACGGUAC